This is a messenger RNA of Cuscuta epithymum, 864 nucleotides long. The record is from the annotation of a GenBank genome assembly. NCBI's taxonomy places the organism in Eukaryota, Viridiplantae, Streptophyta, Magnoliopsida, Solanales, Convolvulaceae.
AGGGUCAAAUAAGCCCCUCUACUAUUCUGAAAACAUCACUUAGACCCGCCUACUAAAUAAAGUGUCAGCAUGCCACCCGUACUAUUAAAAUACGGUCAUAUAAGUGCAAAUGACCGAACCCUGACUUAAACUAGCUGGUGUCUGCCUACGUGGAGGUCGUUGUUGCCGAAACCAGAAUUUUUAUCCACGUAAUAUCCCAUUUCAAUAGCUCUGUGUUUUCUGGCUAGGUUUGUUUGACAAACAAAUUCGUUUCCGACGAAAUCCUACAUGGCUGUGAAGAAGGGAAUGGUGAGGAUAUAUAACUCACCAUCUAGCUAGGGUUUAGACAUACAUCAGAGGCUGGUCGUCAUCAGAAUCGGAUUUCAACAUACCUAAGGGAUUCAAGGAGACACGGCUAACGAUUUAGUGAUUUGGACUGCCAAAAACUAAAAUGUUUGAGACCGCAGAAUUAAGAAUACACCAUGGUGGAAUUUUCAGAAAAGUACCCGAACUUGCAUAUGUGGGUGGUGAGGUUGGUAUUGUACGACUCGACCCAGAUUUAAUUUCAUACCCUCACCUCAUGAAGUCCAUCACAGAGGAUACUUAUAAGAAGGUUGAGUCCUUGUCUUUUAAAUCACCUGAGGACAAUUUCAAAAUGUUAAAACCAUUAUGGAAUGAUGCAUCAACCAUGGAGCUGAUAGAGAUGGUAAUGAAGUGGGGCACAGUUGAUGUAUAUGUUGAGCAUGGAAUUGAUGAGCCUGAUUUCAUCCCUUUAUUACCCCUGACAUCAACAACAGAAGUGCAAACAGAACUGCAGGUGGAAAAAGAGCCACCAAAUGGGGUUGAACCACAAGCUGAAAUGCACAUUGAUGCCCCACAUAGUCA